AUGUCUAAUGUUCACACAACGCAUGAAAGAAAGGAUCGCCUAUAUAAGCAGGAGCUUAAAGAAAAAUUACAUUCUGCUCUCAUCUCGAAGGCUGAAAUUAAUGAUCUCUGUGAAAAAUUGCAGGCUAGAGAGUUGGAGCGAGAAAGACAAAGUAGUCAUGUUAAAUCUCAAAUUAAAGAACUAUGCGAAGCUAAUAAGUGGCUUCGUUCUUUUGCUAAGAAAAGUAAAAAUGAAAUUGACUCUCUCAGAACUAGAAUAAAUGAGCUGGAAACUGAAUUGCGAGAAGCGGAUUCCUCUUUCACUUAUAUUAACAAUACUUUAAAUGGAGAGGCAAAGAAAUCAAAGCAAUUUUUAUUAGAAUUUCAGUCAUUUUUUGAUUCGAAUAAAGUGAUAGAUGGACAGGAGGUUCGUCACAAGACUUCUGGAGGUCAGGAUACUGGCCGAAGGUUGAAGGAAGGAAAAAAUAAAUAUCACAAGUAG
Rhizophagus irregularis DAOM 181602=DAOM 197198 is the source of this 480-nucleotide messenger RNA. RefSeq lists its product as uncharacterized. The record is from RefSeq and is a predicted model, not a curated record. NCBI's taxonomy places the organism in Eukaryota, Fungi, Glomeromycota, Glomeromycetes, Glomerales, Glomeraceae.